Molecule: messenger RNA, 183 nt
Organism: Funneliformis caledonium
Lineage: Eukaryota; Fungi; Glomeromycota; Glomeromycetes; Glomerales; Glomeraceae
Source: the annotation of a GenBank genome assembly
AUGACUGAGCUUGAUCCCAAUGCAAGUGGUUUAGAUCUUGAAGAAAUCUCAAAUUGGGCAAAAAUAUUUCUUUACUUGAAAAGCUUUUGUGAAGCCUUAACUAUUCAUAAGAAGAUCCUCAUCAUCUUGAACAAAGAAGAAUGUGAUUCCAAUUGCGAAACUUCUGAGAUUGAACUGCAGUAG